AUGUUUGUGAAGGACAAUGGCAUUGUGAUGAAUAUCCUCUGCUUCCCUCGCCAGCCAGCUUCAACUAUUUUCAUGGCAACUUUCACGAAGAAACUUGCUCAACCCAAACCCAACAGACUCAGAUAUCCAGACCGUCGUUCUCUUUACUGGCUGGAUCAGAUGCCACCAGAGAGUACUGGAUCCAUCACCAAAAUCGAGUUAACCCCUCGCUGGUCGGAGCUAUGUAGAAAUAAAACAUUCUACAGUCAAGUCACAAUUUCUCCCGAGUGGGCGGUGAGCGGCGCAGCUCUCCGGGCCGUCCCCUCAGAUCGCCUCUGUGCUCUGGCUCUGCCUCCGGCUCCUGCGGUCGGCUGGCAGCCUGAGCGCCCUCUGCUUAAGCCUUUGAACAGAGGGACGCAGACGGCAGUCGCCACUUCACGAAUUUGCCAGCUUGCCCAACCGAAACGAAGGCCAGUUCUGGAGGGUUGUAGCCCCAAAUCUAAACCUUUACCGUUGACCCACAUACCCUACAAAGCAUCAGCACACAUGGAACUACUGGCUACCCCUAAGCACGACCACCCUAAGUUUGAAGGGCAGCGCUCCGUCUGCUGGCCCGUCUCCAGAGCGGCGAGAAACUGCUCGGCCAGCCAUAGACUUCUCGAGCUGUGCGGGCCCAAAAAGAGGAUGGCUCUGUUCGAGGGGUACGACCCGAACAUCGUUAGCCGGGCGGCCCGCUCUGCCAGACCCUCGCCUCGGAUUCAACAGCUGUGUCUACCUCUGCCUCGCAAAUGCGCCUCAAACUAG
This is a messenger RNA of Notothenia coriiceps (black rockcod), 783 nucleotides long. It is a transcript of the gene spmap2, whose product is annotated as sperm microtubule associated protein 2. Lineage: Eukaryota; Metazoa; Chordata; Actinopteri; Perciformes; Nototheniidae. The coding region runs from base 1 to 783 and encodes 260 amino acids. The transcript has 6 exons. Gene Ontology annotation, biological process: spermatogenesis. The record is from RefSeq and is a predicted model, not a curated record.